Messenger RNA from Mya arenaria, 7492 nucleotides. Its product is annotated as intermembrane lipid transfer protein VPS13D-like. NCBI's taxonomy places the organism in Eukaryota, Metazoa, Mollusca, Bivalvia, Myida, Myidae. The coding region runs from base 133 to 5766 and encodes 1877 amino acids. Gene Ontology annotation, cellular component: extrinsic component of membrane. Gene Ontology annotation, molecular function: protein binding. Gene Ontology annotation, biological process: protein retention in Golgi apparatus; mitochondrion organization; protein targeting to vacuole. The record is from RefSeq and is a predicted model, not a curated record. The transcript has 42 exons.
UGUGCGUGUGCAAGGGGCGCUGUCCUCCGUCUAUUGCUGUCUAGACGUCACGCAGUACAAGUUAAUACGAGGUCUUCUUGACCAUAACCUGGGGGAAAAGAUUGAGAACUUCAAAAAGAGCUUCUUACUUACAUGCAAGAUCCAAAUAUACAGACUGUUCUCAGUGGAGAUGUAUGGACUGUGAUUUCCAUGGGUGUUGACCUUCACAAUGUGACCCUGGAAUUUGUGACCUCCCAUGACCUGGACCCCACUGACCCUUCAAUAUCAGGGGUCAGCUUAGCCAAGCUAGACUUCAUUCACUCGAGAUUGUCUUAUGAGUCAUUUUCUGACCAGUCCAAGGAGACAGAUCUUACUUCGACAGAGAUACGUUUAAGUGAUACAAGAUUUAGAGAUGUAGCAACCGACCAGCGAACUAGUGUUUUUGAGAAGAUCCUCCAGCCAAUGAAAUCAGAGAGCAGGCGUCGCCUACAGCUUGAGCUACACUGGCGGGCCUCACAAGAGGGCACAACAUUUAGCGUCGUCGUUAAUAACAUGAAGCUUCUCUGUAGUUUUGAGUGGAUCAUGGCUGUGAAGGAGUUCAUUGCAACAAAGCCGGAGAAUCCUUUCCUCUACGGUCAGUCAUUGAGUAACAUGAGCUGUGCUUCAAGAUCAGGAGCAACUUCCCCCGUUACUGUUUCCAGUGUAGGUUCUGGAGCCUCUAGUCCUUUAUCAUCGACAAGCAAGACUUCAAAUACUCAACAGGCACAGUCUGAUCCUCCCUUUGAGUUGAAACUGAAUGUUACAGAGACUGAGUUUGUGGUUGUUGAAAACCUGUCCUCUCUCGAUACCAAUGCUGUCAUACUCAGGUGCACAGCAGAGCUAUCCUACCGCCCUCAGUCAAAGGAGAAGAUCCUAAACUGUACGUUGCAGAGUCUUGAAGUUUUCUCGUGCUCGUUACAAGCUGAGGAGGAAACAGCCCUCUCGAUAGUAGAUCCUGUUACCAUACAAGUGACAAUGGAAAGGAAUAGAAACUACACGCCCAUACUAAGGCACUCACCCAUGGAACUGGGCUUAUCAGACACAAGAGUGUUUGGGGAUAAACACCUGCUUUUAGAGGUAAUCUUAGAUGAUACCAUGAACGUCCGCCUAUCAUACAAAGACAUGCAGCUAUUUUUAGCCAUCUGGGACUCCCUGCCCAAAUCCCUCAAGUCCAAACCAUCGGCCCAAUCCCCUACAGUUAUACCUUCAGAUUACAACAUUGAUAAACUGAUGGAACUCGGAUUCAGCCAUUUUGAAUGUGCAAAUGCAUUAGAAACACAUAAAAACAACCUGAAUGAGGCAGCUGUGUGGCUAAUUGAAAACGCCAAGUCUUCUAAACAAAAUAAGAGGGAAAAUAAAGUUACAACCAUAGAGGUUUCUGUAAAGACACUGUGCCUCUGUUUGAUAGACGACUGCCAGGAUGCUGACAUACCGCUGGUGGAAAUGACUUUCUCAGGAAUAAGCCUGAAGUGUGAGCCGGGGAACGAAGGACGGGCCAGGUUUGGAGUAAUGGCUGACUACUAUAACAGGACAUUGUUAGGCUGGGAACCACUGUUAGAGCAAUGGAAAUGUCAUGCACAGUGGCGGAACUUCAAACAUCCAGAGCAAAAGCUUUAUGUGGAAAUAUCAGCAUCUGACGUCCUGAACCUGACAGUUACAUCCACCUUGCUAGACCUGUACAACAUGACGAAAGACAAGUGGGCCGCGGACUACUACAAACACACAGAGAAAGCUGAAACAGGAAUGGAGUCUUUAACCAGCGUGAAACGUCGGCAACUUCUCCGACCCUAUGCAAUACGAAACCAGACUGGUUCCUUGUUGUGGUUUAGACCGGUAACCAAAACACCUUCACAGGUCGGGGGAGGUAACCUUACAUCCCUGCCGGCAAGUCAGGACUGGGUUCAAGUGCCACCAAAUGAAGAUGUGUCAUUCAACUUUCAGAGGCACGAAAAGAUAAGACAUAAGAAAUCCCAGACGUUGCGUAUGAACCAAGUUGAGGUGCGUGUGGACGGAUGGCAAACAUUGCACCCGCUGUCCGUGGACAAAGUUGGGACGUUCUUUAGAUACGCCAAACCUGACCAUGAGAAACAAACCAUCUUUGUUGGGCCCAAGUCCCCCCUGACGCGUGUUGUAUUUGACAUCACCCAUGAGGGAACUGGCCGGAAAGUGAUCACCCUGCGAUCGGCACUGGUCGUGCAUAACACACUAGACGAGUCCAUUGAAUUAAAAAUGGACAAUCCUGUCAUUCCAGGCCGCUACGAAACCUUCAUAAUCAACUUAAAUCAGAAGCGCCCUAUCCCAAUCAGCUAUGUCUACUCGAGAUUAUGGAUAAAGCCUGUUGAUUGGCCAGUUGACUACUGCAGUGAACCAAUUAGCUGGCAACAUGGCGAGAAAGGCAAAAUAGUGAAUCAUGUGCGCAUGUGCUGUAGUGUGGAUUCUGUGUAUAGGUUUUGCUUGGCAGUGUUCCAUGAACAAUACCCCGAAGCUGGGCAAAGAGAAGUUCUUCCAGGUCACAAUGUAUUAAUAAUGGCCCCAUUCACAAUACAAAACCUACUGCCAGUCGACUUCAUCUAUUACUUCAAGGGGACAGAUAUAUUGGGUGGAAUUAAACCUGGAAAAACAACACAAGUCCAUGCUGCUGACACCAGCAAGCGUAUCAUGUUUGGAAUACAACUGGAGAAUUUCCAGACAUGUCAUGAAUACGCGAUCAAAAGUGGGGACCAGACAACCAUCAACAGCGCCCUUCGUCUUUACGACUGCAACGAUCGUCUGCUGGAGCUAAACAUUAGUAUUUUACUUCAUGUUUCUGGCUCUCUGAAGGUGAUAGUUAGCUCCCCGUACUGGCUGAUCAACAAGAGUGGUCUGCCCCUUGUGUUUAGACAAGACGGUUGCCAAGAAGCUGCUGGUCAAGGGGAGGAAACUGAAAUGGCUAGAGUUGUGACCCCUCUUCUCUUCAGCUUCAAUGAGAGUAAUUCACCAUAUCUGUGCGAGAUGCGACUUGGAAAGUACAAACAUGGAACUGAUACAGUUCCCACGUGGUGUAAGGGGUUUGUGUUAAAAAAUGAUGAGGAUCGACCAACGGUUCGUCAGCUUAAUGUCAUACACAGGGAAAGUAACAGACCUGACUGGAUCUAUAACAUAGGUAUAGAAGUAAAGAAGGGCCAGGGGAGUUUCUUCCGAACAACGAUCGUAACAUUCUCUCCUCGUUAUCGCAUUGACAAUUUGUCAAGACACAAACUGGCUAUAGCGCAGAGGCAUUUUACUAGCAAGGAGACCCUGACUCACCCUGAUGGCCAGUUGUCUGCGCCCCGAGGAUCCAAGAUGCCUUUCCAUUGGCCAAGGCCGGACCUGGACCAGCUGCUGUGUGUGAGGAUGUUGAAUGUCAAUGGGUGUAACUGGUCAGGAGGCUUCAAGAUAGACUCAGUCAGCUCAUUUCAUGUAAACAUGAGAGAUGAGCACAAAAAUUCCCUGCUUCUCAAGGUAGAAGUGUUACUUCAGGGUCAGACUUUCACCAUUGUGUUUCUGGACGCUGAGGAAACACCCCCGCCUUUCAGAAUAGACAACUUCUCAGAGAUGCCCUUGACAUUCUAUCAGACGAAAACCCGUGAUGAAAAUCUGCGGGCGGUUAUUCGUCCUAACACGUGCUUGCCAUAUGCCUGGGAUGAGCCAACCCUAGAACACUACCUUACACUAUCAGUUCCGAGCGGUAGCACUGAGACCUACAACCUUGACGAGAUCGGGGAAGGAACGCUUCUUUGGUACCAGUCGUAUUUCUUCAUAUCCGCUUCAGCAACGUUCUCAAGGGGGAAUUCUUUCUCUGAUGCCAUUAAUUCAGAACUUGUGUUGGAUUGUGAACAUGACUUUGUCAUAUUCAGAAAAAAAGAGGUAGGCAAAAGGUCCCAACUCUGGCGAAUGACCCCCACAAACAUGUUAGAAAACGAAGGCAUGUGUCAACCAUUGGAGCCGGGCAAGGCGUCACGUACCGGUCAACGUUACGUGCUAGAUGUUGCAAACAACAAGGAAAACCCAGUCCUCUUGCUGAGGAAAGCAACAGAGGGAAUGUCAGGGAGGCAGAGGUGGACUUUCAGGGAGGGCAUGCUUUGUUCCGACAGUGAUGAUGACAAAUUGAUGGGCUUCGUACGAUGCGUGCAGUGUCCCGGAGGCGUUGAACAACUCUUUGAUGGUGCUAUGGUGAUAUUAGGCAUGGCCCAAGUGGAGGAAGGGGCUCCCAUCCCGCCCCAUAUGAGAAUAUCCAUGCAGAAGAUGAACCCUGGUUCAGGCAGCCUCACGGUCCGCACACAGAUGGAUGGGCCAGUCAGAGUUGUCCAGAUUAAUGACCAGCAACACAGGAUUAUUCGUAAAACACUGUCGAAGGAUGAUGAAGAUUGGGAAAUCUAUGAAGAAUCUCUGAACCACAAAACCAAUGCAAGACGUGGGAAACCACAGCACAGAAAUGUGGAGUUUGACCUGAAUUUGAAGGGAGGAGUUGGAGUAUCAUUGGUCAACACAGUUCCAGAGGAAUUACUGUACAUAUGCUUGAAGAAUAUCACCCUUAACUACAGAGAAAACACGAAAGCUGUUACUUUUGAAGUAACUGUUGGGAAUAUUCAGGCAGACAACCAGUUGCUAGGGGCAAUGCACACUGCUAUGUUAUUUGUGACCCCAACAUCAAAGAACGACACUGUUGAUAAUCACCCCGCCCUUUGGAUUUCCGCUCAUAGGCUUCCAAACAUGGGCUGGAAUGCUGAAAUUUACAAGCACUUGCUGAUAAGGAUGAAGAAAAUGUCACUCCAGCUGGAUGAAGUGUUACUAUGGAAACUGAUCCAGUAUGCACGGAUUGAUCAGGAUCGUCCAGACGCUGACAGUCUAAAUCCGGUUGCAGAUGAACUGAACAUGACCAUAUCAAAUGCAGUCACACUGAAGACGAAGCGUUACUACUUCGGCACACUGAAUGUGAAGGCUGCCAAUGUCAGUCUCAGUAUUCUGAAACCAGCGGGAGGCUUAUCAUCAGAAUUGUACAGCAUUAAGAAAAGGAUGGGCUUCACCCUCCCUAAUUUUAAAGAUGCAAAUGUGCAUUUGUAUGAGUUUAAAAGAUUACAUCAGUUUGACAGUAAAGAGUUCUUCUUGGGUGAGCUGAAGAAACACUACUCUGACGUUUUCAACGAAACACGCCAGUUUAAAGCCGGAUGGAAGGGCUUCGCUCAUGGAAUAGUUGGGGUAUUUAAAGGAUUAACUAAACCUGUGGAAGGCCUCAGGAAGGGAGGAAUUGAGGUACGUCCACCUCGCUGCUGCCAUGGACCAGGCGGUCUACUUCUACCAUUUUCUAUCAACAUGGCCAAGUCUCAGCAACUCCUGUACACUAUCAACGCGUCAAACUAUCAAGAAAGGUUAAUAGUAUGGGACAAGGUUCGCUCCAGCUCCGGCAGUGAGGAUCAGCUGUUUGUGAUGAUAACGAGUCAUCAAGUGAUCUUUAUGCGGGAACGCAAAGACUCUAUUAUCUUACAGCUGAAACAUAGGGACUACUCAAAGGCUGCGCACUUCGAAUCAGACGGGCGUUACUAUGUGAGUCUAUUUCGUGUAGAAGAGAGAGAACCAUACUCCAGUAACAAGACGCCUCAGGUCCGAUGUGAUUGCCGGUCUACUGCACAGAAGGUUGCGCAGCAGAUCAACUAUGCCAAGAAUUUGUCAGACGAACAAAUAAUGUUUGUACCUCCGUUGCCAGAUUUUGACGACCAGUAUUAUGUGUGAAAUGGAGAAUACUGUGAUGUGUUUUAAAUUGGAUUUGGUGAAUAUGGAAUAUCUUUAACAGUUUGAUUUUUUUUUCAAUAUUAUACAAUGUAUGAGAACGUCAAUAUUGUGAAAUAUGUGAGACAGGAAUAUUAUUAAAGCAAUGUAUCUGAUAGGCAAUAUUGUGAAAUGUAUCAGAUAUUGAAUGUUGUUAAAUGUAUGAUAUAUGAACUUUGGAUGAAUCAACGCGUGCUGAAAAUGUAGUUAGCAUAACAGUGUUAUUUGUUUGUGUGUAAAAAGGUUUUGCGUUUUAUGAAGAAUCACAACAAAAUAAGAUUGAGCAGUACUUUAAAAAGUAUGUGGAUCAUCAAGUUGUAUGCACUUGUACUUCUGUCAUUGGAGUACAUGUAUAAUGUUUCUUUUUGAGUUUCAUGUUUAAUGUAAUUCCGAUUAAUACACGUGAAACUGAGGUUAGAAAUCUUUGUUUUACUUUCCUACUUUUUUGAUUUGCCUACCAUUAUAUAUGUAUGUGUCAACACUCAUUUAGUUCUUUUUUUGUAAAUGGGUGAUUUUGAUUCUAAAAUAUGGAUGAUAAAUUGACAGAUACAAACUAUUUAAUUAUGGAAAGGAUGGCUAUCCUAGCAACCGCGGACUUGAUACGUUUGAACGGUUACCUGGCUUCAACUUAAAAGCACUACUACUAAUAUUGUGUUUUUUAUUGUUUUAUGUCGCCAGGUUAUUGUUGAAAGUAAUAAGUGUUUCGUAGACGACAUUUCCCAAUCUAUGUGACUGCGCACUCUUAUCGUUUGACAAAUAUCACAAAUCUUCCAAAUUGUACUUAGUUUUGUUUCAGACGACAAGAUUACAAAACCGUGUAUGAACUAUUCUAUUUAUGUUUAUUCAGAAGCGUAAACUGUUCUUACGGGUACCCACCUGUAAUUGACGAACAGGUACCUGAGUCCAAAAGCUAUUCAUGUCCACGCACUAGACAGUAAUGCUUAAAUGACAUCUGGUAAGUUUCGGUACUUCUAACUUGCAUGAAAUUGUAAGUACCACAUAAUAAUAACCUGUAUUAAUUUGUUGCAACAUGCAUUUAAAAAUAUAAAUUAUUGUUUGUACUAAUUGUGCAUUUUUCAUGCACAUUGUAUUAAAUUGUAUAGUUGAUAUGUUAUAUGAAUUAAUUGUCAAAUGCAUUGAAUUUGCAUUAUGCUUACGUAACAGUUAGAAAUCCAUAGUCGUAAAAAUACAUAAACUAAACAUAUUCUUAUGUACAUGUACACAUGAUUGUAUCAGGAAACAUCUUGUGAACAUUUGUGAAAAUGAGUUGUGUAUUGCUCGUAUUGCUCGUGAGAAAGGCCUGUUUACACUUAAUACAAGUAGAGGCUCCUUGUGUGUCACAAUAUCAGCUGUAUAUUGAUUGGAAGCUUUACAUUGUGUUUUCUAGCCAUUUAAGUUUGCUCGUCAUCUGAAAUAUAUUGUAGUCUAACAUUGGAACAAAGACAAAUUAUCAUCUAUGUAAGCGCUCAAAAAACAGAAACCAUAGUUGUCUUUUAUAUGGCCUUUAACACAAAACUCGGAGUGUAGGAACUGUAAUGUCUGUUCCAUUCAUGUAACCAUGAAUAUUGGUGUAGAUUGUAAUAUUUAGUGUGAAAUAUAAUAUUGUGUAAAUAUUUGCUGUGUUUGUAUUGUUUGAUGAUCUUGUGAUGUAAACACUUUGUUUCUGUAAAAUAAACAGCUGUUACUGUUA